AUGAUGGAUAGUUCAGCUUUGGACGCUAUCAAGCAGAAGAUUGUUCGCAACGUCGUGAUACCGGAUUUCGACUUUUCAAAACAGGAAUUCCAGAUUCUAGCAACGAUACGGUACGACCCUAAUUUCACGCAUGUGUUUGCGAGCCAGGAGCUUGUGGAAACAGACGACGAUUUCUCGUCACAGCUGGACCCGCAAUUGACGAGUUUGAUGGACAGUUCGAGUUUUUUGCAGCAGAGCGAUGAUAGUGUUGGCAAGGACGAUUUUCUUGAGUAUUUGGAUUAUAAUGAUACUAGCAAUUCGAGUGUGCUUUCGAGUCCGAUAUCUGGGAUAUUCGACAUGAGUUCAUCAGGAGUGUUUCAUAGGGAUCCUGUACUGCAGGGGCUGUAUGAGACGGCGAAUUACAGCGUCAAAGCGGGGGCUAGCCAGGGGCAAAGCCAGAGUCCAGGCGAAGAUGAAAGUACAGAUGCCAGUUUAUGGUCGAUAUACUAUAAUCGGUUUUUCCUGCUGGGAGAGCAUUACAAGAGGUUGAAAUUGGCGCUUGAUUUUUUCCAGUGGCCGCUGGCGUUGACUCCCAAGGUGUUCUUGACGCAAUUGGUGCAUUCGUUGCCCGUGCAAGGGUCGAUGUCCAUCGAGGAUAAGAUGAGAGCGCUUUUGAACGUCAAUGUGUCAUACAAGAUGCGAGUUCUUGUUAGCAAGGACGGGAAUAUGAAAAUCGAGGCCCACGAGUUGCCCAGGUUUCCAGGGUAUUUCCCCGAUACGCACGAGUACAUUGUGAGGAACUUACUUUCUGGGUUCCUCGAUGGAGAGCCGACGUGGGACGUUUACAUCAAUACAGAGCCAAUUAAUGUGUCGCCUUUCACUACGUUCAAGACCACGAAAAGAGAACAUUACAACAAGGCCAGAGAAAAUAUGGAGCAAUUGAAGCGGGAUAUUCCAGACCAGAGACCCAAAUCUGAGAUCUUGGUAUAUAACAACCUUUACCAGCUGAUGGAGGGAUCCAUAACCAAUGUGGCUGUCAAGUCGCAAGUAGGGACCGAUUCAGAUGCCGUCAGAUACACAACGCCAUACCUCGCUUCGGGAUGUUUAUGCGGGGUAACGCGAUACUUCUUGCUGAGGAAAGGUCUGCUCCAAGAAGAUGCCAUUGACAUAAGAGACCUGCAUCUAGGCGAUGAGAUAAUACUCUUCAACGGUAUUAUGGGCUGCGUGAAAGGCGUCAUCAGAAACUCUGUAGACUUUUCAGGUGUAUAA
This is a messenger RNA of Kluyveromyces marxianus DMKU3-1042, 1248 nucleotides long. RefSeq names its product aminodeoxychorismate lyase ABZ2 (gene ABZ2). The transcript has a single exon. The record is from RefSeq and is a predicted model, not a curated record. Gene Ontology annotation, molecular function: catalytic activity. NCBI's taxonomy places the organism in Eukaryota, Fungi, Ascomycota, Saccharomycetes, Saccharomycetales, Saccharomycetaceae. The coding region runs from base 1 to 1248 and encodes 415 amino acids.